GGCUUUUGCGGCUGGAGCUUCCUCAACGCAGUCCACGAGCUGUUAGUCAUUGAGGACAUGGACGCCGACGCGCGGUUCGCAGCCAACUACUUUGUGGUGGACCCGCAGUUCACGCUGAAGUUCUACGUGGCCGCCCCGCUGCUAACCACCGACGGCCACCGCCUGGCAAGUGGCGCCCACGCCGGGGGCGCGCGCGGGGGCCCCCGCUGCGUCCCCUGUGCGCCCGCGCCAGCGGCGUCGCUCCAAGCGCCGCGCUGCUUGGCGGUUGCGCCGCGGCGCCGCGGCAUGGUCGUAGUGCGGGCGGGCACGCUCUGCGUGAUGGGCAACAAGGCGCAGCGCUUUGACGCGACGCGGGCGCAGGUCCUCGCGAACCUCGCGGAGAUGAUGGUGCGCCAGCUGGAGCAGAAGUGGGCGCGCCAGCUGUCAAACCAGAGCGAUGUGUCCGCGGCGGUGCAGCGGCUGCGGCCGCUGGGCGCGUACGACACGCCUUACCUGGUGGUGGACACGGCGUCGAGCCCGUGGCGGGUGCUGCACAUGAACAAUCCGGCGAUCGACAUGCUAGGCGUGGAGUGGGGCGCGUCGUACGCUGAGCUGGCGCUGCACAAGGCCGGCCGCGCGCGGUCAAAGUUUGACGGCGUACCGAUCUGCAGCGUGUUUGACCUGAGCGAGGCCACAGCUGAGUGGGCGCAGGGCGGCUGGGAGUUCACGCUGAGCAACGUGGCGGGCGCGGGCGGCGCGCCGGCGGCGGCGGGGCGGGGUUUCACGCUGCACUUUAGGGUCCCCCCUUGCCCGCCUGACGGCUCCUCUCACCCGAUCCACCGCCGACAAAAGCCCUCCGCCCCACCCCCUUUCAACCGCUUCGGCCCGCCCGAGGCCAGCCCUCGUCAACACCCCUUCAACCGCCUCCUGUCAAAGACGAUCUCUUCUAAAAGACGAUCUCUUCUAAAAUGA
Molecule: messenger RNA, 951 nt
Organism: Monoraphidium neglectum
Lineage: Eukaryota; Viridiplantae; Chlorophyta; Chlorophyceae; Sphaeropleales; Selenastraceae
Product: mixed lineage protein kinase
Exons: 6
Source: RefSeq, a predicted model, not a curated record